This is a messenger RNA of Cyphellophora europaea CBS 101466, 1107 nucleotides long. RefSeq lists its product as uncharacterized. Gene Ontology annotation, molecular function: RNA binding. The transcript has a single exon. NCBI's taxonomy places the organism in Eukaryota, Fungi, Ascomycota, Eurotiomycetes, Chaetothyriales, Cyphellophoraceae. The record is from RefSeq and is a predicted model, not a curated record. Bases 1 to 1107 code for a protein of 368 amino acids.
AUGUCGGUCGACGAAGAGAGCAGAAAGCGUGGCAGAAAGCGGACGCCGGAUGAGGCUGAGCUUGAGAUUGAUGUGAAUGCGCCCGAGCCUCCAUCUAAGAAGGCAUUGAGAAAGGCCAAGAAGCAGAAGACCACAGAUCCUGGAGAGGAACCAGAGCCAGCACAACAGCAAGUCAAUGCAGAAGACGUCGAUCUCAAGCGUCUCAGUGGACUCGAAGGCGAACGGUCCAAGUAUGGCGUCUGGAUCGGUAAUCUCGCAUUCACGGUUGGCAAGCGAGAUGUGUACAAGUUCUUGACCGAGAACGCCAAACAUCCUAUUCCAGGCGACCAGAUCACGAGACUACACCUGCCCUCUGGUCGCGAUUCCAGAGCUCAGAACAAAGGAUUCGCAUAUGUCGAUUUUAAAGACGAGCAAUGGGUUGCCACUGCAGUACAACUCAGCGAAACUCUGUUGACUGGGCGUCCAUUGCUCAUCAAAGAUGCCCACAACUUUCAAGGGCGGCCCGAAACUUCCAAGACGAAAGCUUUCCAAGAAGCGCAGGCCAAGCCGCCAAAUCGAAGGAUAUUCGUCGGCAACCUGCCCUUCGACGUGACGCGGGAAAGCCUCGAGAAACACUUUGGACACUGUGGAACAAUUGCCAAGACUCAGGUUGCGACAUUUGAGGAUUCUGGCAAAUGUAAAGGCUAUGCUUGGGUGGAGUUUGAAGACAUUUCCUCUGCUGAGACAGCUAUGCGCGGACAGGUCACAAUCGAUGCUCCGAGAGCACCAACCGGCAAGAAGACCAUCUACCUAGGUCGCCUGGGAGAUUCAAAGCUCAGAAUGGAGUUCGCUGAGGAUGCGACCACCCGGUACAAUAAGCGCUUCGGGAAGACACCCAAGGAUGACGAACAAGAAGACAACCAGGGUAACAAAGGCCUGCCGCCCCGGUCCACGGAUACGUUCCAGAAGCGAAAAGAAAAAACGUGGAAACGUGGUGACGCGGGCCAUAGAAGCAAUGAAAGGCGGUCACAGAAGCACGAGAGCGAAUCGCGAUACGGCACUGACACGGUUCAGAAAUUAACUGGUGCAAUUGUUGAAUCCAAGGGAAAGAAGGUGACAUUCGACUGA